AUGGCACUCUACACCGCUCGACCGUCGUGGCUAGUAGUGCUGCUAUUCUGCCUGAGCGCGGUGGCGUCCGUCUCGCUCUCGGAGCCAGCGGACGACAUGCGGCACCGGAUGAACGACCUAGUGGACUCGGUGAAGGGCGCGGUGCACGACGCGGAGUCGGCCGGGAAGAAGCGCGAGGUAGUGGAUCUGGGGCAGUCGCUGCACCUGCUGGAGACCAAGUUCUCGGCGCUGCGGCAGGCGCUGCAGCAGGAGCUCGGGGCGAAGUCGAGCACGCUAGCGUCGAGCUCGGCCGUGGCAACGGAGCUGGUGGACCGGUCGAACACGCUGAUCCGCAACAUCGUGACGCAGAGGGAGGACUUGAGGAGGCUGACGGGGGACGUCAAGGAAGUGGACUCGGCGAUCCGCGCGUUGCGGGAGGGGUUGAGUAACUUUGAGAAGGACGCGGCUGAGCUGAAUAAGGUUAUGGGGGACUUGCAUGUGAGCCAUAAUGAGCUCAAGUCGGCGCAUGAGGAGGCGCAUUCGUCGGUGAAGGAGCUGAUGGCGGAUAGCCAUGAGGUGGUGAGAAAGUCAACGCACGGGCUGUUUUAUGCGAUCUUGCUGCUGGAAAUUGCGUCGCUUGUGGCUUUUGUGUACUUUAAGCGGCCUGGUGGGCAGCUUGCUCACAAGGCGUACGGCAAGUUCGGGUAAGUCUGGGCGCCGGGGGGUUGGAGAUUUGGGACGAGGGUGGUGCGGCGGUGGGGAUGUGUUUGAUUAUAUAUAUUGUCUCUCUUUGCAGACAAAAGAGACAUGCAGCUAGUUCUCUCCAGGCGCGCGUGUGACGAAAAAAAAAAGAAAAAGAAAAAAAAA
Messenger RNA from Chondrus crispus (carragheen), 846 nucleotides. RefSeq lists its product as hypothetical. The record is from RefSeq and is a predicted model, not a curated record. Bases 1 to 687 code for a protein of 228 amino acids. NCBI's taxonomy places the organism in Eukaryota, Rhodophyta, Florideophyceae, Gigartinales, Gigartinaceae. The transcript is spliced from 2 exons.